AUGGCCCCUCCAAAAUACCAGUCGCCUCCUCAGGCGCCGCCCCUGUUCGUCGGCACCAAUGACUCCAUCGCCGCCGAUGCGCAAAAGAUAUGCGAUACCACGCGCAGCUUGCUCGAUAAGGUCGUGGCCGAGGUCUCUCCCGAACAAGCCACCUUCCAAAAUGUCAUGGCGCCCAUUGUCGAGGACGAGAACCUGAGCGCCCUCCAGACCCGCAUCCUCGGCUUCUACCAGUACGUCGCUGCCGACGCCGACCUCCGCACCGCCUCCACCGAAGCAGAUAAGAUCCUGGACGACUUCGGCAUCGAGUGCGCCAUGCGGGAGGACGUCUUCAAGCUCGUCGAUGCCGCCUACUCCCGCCGGGACAAGGAGACCGAACUCGAGCCCGAGAGCCUUCGCCUCUUGGAGAAGGACCGCAAGAACUACAUCAAGUUUGGCCUCGGUCUGCCGGCCGGACCGCAGAGAGACCGCUUCAAGGAGAUCAAGAAGCGUCUCAGCCAGAUCCAGAUCGAGUUCACCAGGAACCUCAACGAAGAGAAUGGCGGCGUCUGGCUGACGCCCGAGGAGCUGGACGGCGUGCCCGAGGAUGUCCUCGUGGGCCUGGAGAAGGGCAAGGACGAGAACGAGGGGAAGCUCAAGCUGUCCUUCAAGUACCCCGACCUCUUCCCGACCCUCAAGUUCGCCAAGAACCCGGAGACCCGGCGCAAGGUCUUCAUGGCCAACGAGAACAAGUGCAACCAGAACGCCCCCCUCUUCCAGGAGGCCAUCGUGCUGCGCGACGAAGCCGCCCGCAUGCUCGGCUAUCCCAACCACGCCCAGCUGCGAAUCGAGGACAAGAUGGCCAAGGACACCGACACGGUCAACGAUUUCCUGGCCGACUUGCGCUCGCGCCUCACGGCCGGCGGUGCCAAGGAGGUCGACCAUCUUCUGGAACUCAAGAAGGCCGAUGCCGAGUCCCGCGGCCUCCCCUUCGACGGCAACUACUACCUCUGGGACCACAAGUUCUACGACCGGCUGAUGAUCGAGAAGGAGUACAGCAUCGACGAGACCAAGAUUGCCGAGUACUUCCCCAUCAGCUCGACCAUCUCCGGCAUGCUCAAGAUCUUCGAGGAACUUUUGGGGUUUGUCUUUGUCGAGCUGCCACCCGAGGACCGUGCUCGGCUGAGCCCCACGGGCAAGGCGGAGGACAUUGUCUGGCACGAGGACGUCAUCCUUUUCAGCGUCUGGGACGACGCGUCGGCGGGCGAUGGCUUUGUCGGUUACCUCUACCUCGACCUUCACCCCCGUCCGGGCAAGUACGGCCACGCCGCCAACUUCAACCUGCAGCCCGGCUUCCUGUACGAGAACGGCACCAGACGGUACCCCGCCACGGCGCUCGUGUGCAACUUCAGCAAGCCCACGGCGACGAAGCCGUCUCUCCUGAAGCACGACGAGGUCGUCACCCUCUUCCACGAGCUGGGCCACGGCAUUCACGACUUGGCCGGCCGCACCAAGUACUGCCGGUUCCACGGCACCAGCACGGUGCGUGAUUUCGUCGAGGCCCCCUCCCAGAUGCUGGAGAACUGGUGCUGGACCCCGAGCGUGCUCAAGUCCCUCUCGAACCACUACGAGAGCGGCGAGAAGAUUCCCGACGACCUGAUCGAGAAGCUGCUCUCUACCAAGCACGUCAACUCUGCCCUGUUCAACCUCCGCCAGCUCCAUUUCGGCAUUUUCGACAUGACCAUCCACUCGCCCAAAAGCCACGAGGAGGCCAAGGCCUUUGAGAUCUCCAAGCUCUACAAUGAGCUGCGCAGCCAGAUUGCCGGUAUCAAGGGACCAGAGGCCCAAGGCGAGAAGCCGGACUGGGGUAACGGGCAAGCGUGCUUCGGCCACCUCAUCGGCGGCUACGACGCCGGUUACUACGGCUACUUGUACUCCGAGGUCUACUCGACCGACAUGUUCUACUCGGUCUUCAAGGCGGACCCGAUGAACGGCGUCGAGGGCCGACGAUACCGCCACACUGUGCUGGAGAAGGGUGGAAGCCAGGAUGAGAUGACUUCGCUUGAGAAUUUCCUGGGUCGCAAGCCGAGCACCGACGCGUUUUACAAGGAGCUGGGCAUUACUCAGUAA
This is a messenger RNA of Sodiomyces alkalinus F11, 2106 nucleotides long. Its product is annotated as peptidase family M3. Gene Ontology annotation, cellular component: mitochondrial intermembrane space. The transcript has 2 exons. Gene Ontology annotation, biological process: proteolysis; peptide metabolic process. The record is from RefSeq and is a predicted model, not a curated record. Gene Ontology annotation, molecular function: metalloendopeptidase activity. Bases 1 to 2106 code for a protein of 701 amino acids. NCBI's taxonomy places the organism in Eukaryota, Fungi, Ascomycota, Sordariomycetes, Glomerellales, Plectosphaerellaceae.